AUGCUUGCAGCUAUGGCAAAACAGGAGGUCUUCUACCUACAACCGCUUGGAUGGGAGAAUGAUCCGGAUGAGGAAAGAUAUAAAGUCUCCACCCUCGACUACCUGACAGCUCGCUCGUAUUACAACUACGCCUUGUUCUUCAAAUUAGACAAUGUCGAUAAGCCGAAAGUGGUUGAUGUGCUAAAGGCAGGCCUCGAGCGUACUCUCAGCCAAACAAGACACCUUUGCGGAACAAUUGAGAAGGAUUCCACGGAUGGCUAUUCGUUCGUGAAGAGAAAGGAUAGUACGGUCCGAUUCUUCGUCCAGUGGCUUGACUCCCCCGAAGAAAACUUCCCGUCCUUCGAGGAUAUAGAAAAGGCCCACUUCAGUGCCACCAUAUUGGGCGACCUCAACCUCUGGAGUGUUUCUCCCAUGACCUAUGGUGAGAAACCAGAAGCCCACCCUGAUUGCAACCCGGUAGUGGCGGCGUAUAAGGCCAACUUCGUUCGCGGAGGGUUAGUCUUUAUUAUGCACCAUCACCACUACGCCAACGACGUCCUGGGCUGGGCUGGCUUCACCCACCAGCUGGCAGAGAACUGCUAUGCCAUUGUCAACCAGACACCAUUCCCCACUUGGGACUUAGCAUGCCUAGAUCGCUCACGCCUUCUCAAACCGGAAGUGCCCGAAGAAGCAAAGGUAGAUGGCCCGGCUUCGCCAGAGCGUCACCCAGACCAUACAGUAGCCGUAUCACUUCUUUUCCACCUACCGAGGGGCAAGGCAAUUGAAUUGAAGCAGCUGGCAACACCCACUGAUGGCUCAUGGAUUUCAACCUAUGAUGCUUUCUCAGCUUUUAUCUGGCGUACCCUUACGCGACUCCGUGCCCCUGUUUUCAAGGCAGACAUGUCAUCCAACAUAUUCUGGUCCGAGGCAGUCGACAUGCGCCGCCGUAUGGUCAAUCCCAAAGUCCCACCACGGAUCCAAGGUAACAUCAUGUUCGCGGCCUUCUCUCCCACAGCGCCGGUACCACAACCCACCUUGGCGGAGAUCAUAUCCGAAUGGCCGUUUCCCAAGCUGGCGUCAUACAUCCGUAUGACCGAAGAAAGCCCCAGCCAGGCGCUUGAUGUAAUAGCAACUAUUCGCGAUAAGGCGGCUAUGAAUGUCCGCAUCAACUCGUACCCGCCCAUGUCCAUACUUCAAACCGAUCACCGCGAUGUCAACAUGAACGCAGCAAAUUUUGGCUUCGCGACACCGGUCACAUAUCGCCAUCUUUUGGAUUGCAUAAGCGAGGGUGUCAUCAUCAUCUACCCGCCGCGCACCACGGGGCCUGACUCCGACGAGGGUUGCGAGUUUGCCAUUUCGUACGAGAAGAGCUUGGCGCAAGAAUUGAUUGAUGACCCUGAGUGGAAUAAGUUCUUCGAGUACAGGGGAGUUGAUGCUGAGGAUGCUGUCCACUCGAAGCUCUGCUAA
Messenger RNA from Aspergillus oryzae RIB40, 1446 nucleotides. RefSeq lists its product as uncharacterized. Lineage: Eukaryota; Fungi; Ascomycota; Eurotiomycetes; Eurotiales; Aspergillaceae. Bases 1 to 1446 code for a protein of 481 amino acids. The transcript has 2 exons. The record is from RefSeq and is a predicted model, not a curated record.